Effrenium voratum is the source of this 1464-nucleotide messenger RNA. The record is from the annotation of a GenBank genome assembly. Lineage: Eukaryota; Dinophyceae; Suessiales; Symbiodiniaceae.
AUGACGCUGACAGCGGCCAUCAAGAUUGCGCAGUCAUCGCUGUUCAACGUGUCUCAGCAGACACAGCUUGCCUCGCGCAACAUCACCGAUGCCGGCAACGAGGAUUAUGUCCGUCGCCAGGCGCAUGUGUCGACCGCGCCCUACGGCGCCCGCACCUACUCGAUCGGCCGCGCCGAACAGCCAGCCCUGUUCAAGAGUUCGCUCGCCGCCCUGUCCGACAGUGCCGGCCAGGGGGUGAUCGGCGAUGCCGCCUCUCGGCUCCAGACGGCGGUGAACGGCGUCGACAACCAGAAUUCGGCGUCGGUCAAGAUCGGCGCGCUGCGCGACGCCCUGCAGAUUUACUCCGCCGAUGCGUCCAAUCCCAUUCUCGGGUCAUCGGCGAUCGAUGCCGCCCGCGACCUUGCGCGCUCGAUCAGCAGCGCAUCGCAGGGCAUCCAGUCCUACCGCGCCGAGAUCGACCGCGACAUCGGCGCCGGCGUCGAUGAUCUGCGCAGCCUGCUCGACCAGUUCGAAACCGCCAACAGCCUGGUCGUCCAGGGCACCCAGCUUCGCACCGACGUCAACGACGCGCUCGACCAGCGUGAUGCGCUGCUCAAGCAGAUGUCUGAAUAUGUAUCGAUCUCGGUGGUGCAGCGCGACAACAACGACUUCGUGCUCUACGCCGGCCAGGGAAUCACGCUGUUCGAAACGGUGCCCAGAAACAUCAGUUUCGACCCGCAGACGGCCUAUUCGCCGACGACGACCGGCAAUCCCUUGCGGAUCGAUGGGGUUCCGCUGACCGUCGGGCAGGGCGCCAACACCUCCGCUUCCGGCAAGCUGUCCGCGCUGAUGCAGGCGCGCGACAGUGUCGCCGUGCAGCAGCAGUCCCAGCUCGACGAGAUCGCGCGGGGCCUCGUCGAGACCUUUGCCGAAACCGACCAGACCGGCGGCGGCGCGCCGGCGCAGGCGGGCCUUUUCACCUAUGCCGGCGGCCCCGGCAUCCCGCCGGCGGGCACGCUGGUGCCCGGCAUGGCCGCCUCGUUGACCGUCAGCGCCGCCUUCGAUCCCGAGCAGGGCGGCGAUCCGACGCUUCUGCGCGACGGCGGCGCCAACGGCGCGGCCUAUGUCGCCAACACCACCGGCGGCGCGGCCUACUCCGACAAUCUGCUGGCCCUUGUGCAGGGUCUCGACACGCCGCGCGCGAUCGAUGCGGCCGCCGGCAUUGCCGGAGACCGCUCUGUCAGCGGCUACGCCGAUGCGUCGAUCGGCUGGGUGGAGAAUCUGCGCUCGACCGCGAACAUGGCCUCGCAGAGCAAGAAGGCGCUACACGACAAGCUGUCGGGCGACUAUCUGGCCAAGACGGGCGUGUCCAUCGACGAGGAAAUGACCAAGCUGAUCGCGCUCGAACAGUCCUAUGAGGCGUCGGCCCGGAUCAUGAGCGUGGUCGACCGGCUGUUCGACACCUUGUUCGCGGCGGUGAGGUAA